Molecule: messenger RNA, 2092 nt
Organism: Wasmannia auropunctata (little fire ant)
Lineage: Eukaryota; Metazoa; Arthropoda; Insecta; Hymenoptera; Formicidae
Product: asparagine synthetase domain-containing protein 1
Exons: 5
Coding region: 258-2030 (590 amino acids)
Molecular function (GO): asparagine synthase (glutamine-hydrolyzing) activity
Source: RefSeq, a predicted model, not a curated record
UACUCAAAGCUGCAGCGCAGAGAGGAGAGAAGCAUGCUUCUCCCUGACUGCACUGCCAGUAUGAAUGCUUGUAACCUUGACAGCAGAUUCUAGAUUCAGAAGUCAGAACACAGAUUAAAAAUUGCUAACAAUUAGCAUCGAUUGUAUUAGUUUUGCCUCCAAUUUUGUUUUGUGUGUUUUUUUUUAUUCUCUUUAUACAUUCUUUCCAGUGAUAAAAUUGUAUACAAUAUAUCAGUUUUCCUCGUGCUGGCAUCACAAUGUGUGGAAUUUUUUGUUCUAUAUAUCAACCCGGACAAGACUCUGAAUCCUCUAAACAGUGGAAUAUUUGCAAGGAUGCAAUAUCUGCAAGAGGCCCUGAUUAUUUCAUGGAGAAACAUUUGACAUUGAGUCAUGACUGGCACGGAUAUUUUGCUGCCGCAGUGUUAUGGAUGCAAGGAUUAAGAAUAACGAUGCAACCAAGUUUGGAUGAUAAUGAUAACUUGUUACUUUGGAAUGGAGAUCUUUUCUCGGGUUGUUUGGCAAAAGACGAUGUUUGUGAUACAAAUAUCAUAUUAGCCGAAUUACAAUCGACUACAGAUAUCAUGUCUGUGCUUCGAAAGAUCGAAGGCCCUUACUGUUUAGUGUACUAUCAAAAAUCAAGCAAUAUGUUAUAUUUUGGACGAGAUAUUAUCGGACGGCACAGUUUACUUUUGAAAGUAGAUAACAAAACAAAUUCAUUGACUUUAGCCUCAGUUGCAAAUAAAAAAAUUAGGGGAAUUGUAGAAGUACCAGCUAUAGGUAUCUUUGCAAUAAAUUUAAAUACGUCACGAAUAAAUUUAGCAUGCUAUCCAUGGAAAGAACCUGACUUGAGGUUUACGGAUGUUAUUGAAAUUUUGGAGACAAAUUUAAAUGUAGAUAUUGACAUUAAAGAGACUAUAUUGAACACUUGUUCGUCGGCGCUGAUAAAUUUACAUCUGCAUCCUAAUCCAAAAGAUGUGGAAUAUCUAGAAAAUGUACCAUGUAGUAAGAAUUUUAAUGAAGUAUUGCAAUAUCUAUUGAAAAAUGCAGAGGUAAAUGAAAGAGUCGAAUGUUUGACGGAACUCCUGCAUCAGUCUGUGAAAAUCAGAGUAAAAAAGAAACCAAAUUAUUGCAAUAACUGCAUGAAAAUCGUGCUAAGCGGCGAAAGUGUUACUUGCACCCAUUCCAAAAUCGGUAUAUUAUUUUCUGGUGGCUUAGACUCAGCAAUUUUAACAGCAAUUGCUGACAAAUACGUUCCAGAAGACGAAAGUAUCGAUCUUAUUAAUGUUGCAUUUGAAAGAUCUGGAAGCACAAACCAGAACACAAGUCACAGCGAAAAGGGAAAUACAACGCAAAAAUAUGAUGUACCAGACAGAAAAACUGGACGACAAACAUACUCGGAAUUAUUGCAAAUUUGUCCCAACAGGAAAUGGAAUUUUAUACAAUGUAACAUUACGCAAGUGGAAUUGCAGCUGUAUCGUGCAUCGCGAAUUUGUGAUUUAUUGCAUCCAUUAUGUACAAUCCUGGAUGAGAGUCUAGGGUGUGCCAUGUGGUUUGCAAGUCGAGCAAAAGGUGUUCUCUACCCAUGCAACGAAGCGUAUGAGUCGCCAUGCAGGAUAUUGCUUUUAGGUAUAGGCGCUGAUGAAUUAUUUGGUGGAUACAUGAGACAUAGAACUAUAUUGAGACAUAAAGGAUGGGAUGCGCUGGUACAAGAAUUAAAUAUCGAAUUGGCCAGGAUUUCCGAAAGAAAUUUAGGUCGGGACGAUCGGAUUGUCUCUGAUCAUGGGAAACAAUCCCGUUUGCCGUAUCUCGACGAAAAUCUAGUGAAAUAUGUGCAGCGUAUAAAACCAUGGGAGAGAUGUUAUCCGACUGAAAAAAUGCCAAGUGGAUUGGGAGAUAAGUUAUUAUUACGUUUGCUAGCCUGUAAGAUUGGUUUUCAAUGUACAGCUAAUUUUCCUAAAAGAGCUUUCCAGUUUGGCUCGCGAAUUGCAAAUAGUAAAGAAAAUGCUAAUGAUAUAUCAAAUAGAUUAUAAAAUGUAAGUAAUAUACUGUUUUUACCUUUUGCAAGUAUUGUCUGUGCAUUACAGAAAAAAAA